Molecule: messenger RNA, 1670 nt
Organism: Polyodon spathula (Mississippi paddlefish)
Lineage: Eukaryota; Metazoa; Chordata; Actinopteri; Acipenseriformes; Polyodontidae
Product: motile sperm domain-containing protein 1-like
Exons: 5
Coding region: 539-1189 (216 amino acids)
Cellular component (GO): cytoplasm
Source: RefSeq, a predicted model, not a curated record
CGCUGUUCUCCCUCGCAAACUGGGGAGCUAGUGUUGAACAUUUAAAAUAUACUACAAUAACUCUAAAUGUUAAAACACACACACACACGUGGUCAGGCUGGGAUAGGACUGGGGGAGGGUUUGUGUCUGGGGAAAUCAGUCCCCUCUACCCAAUAAAGAAGCCUAUCAAACGUCUACAUUUAUUAGACUAGAUUUAUUUAUUUAAAUAUAAGAAAAUGCGAUUUUAAUUACGAUUCUCUAUAGUGUGUUUGUGUAGUCUGUAUGCAGUGCAACGGUCCCUUGAAAAGAGUAAAUAAAAAGCUUAGGGCAAGGUGAAAGGAGAGAAGCUGCUUAUCCAGAGCUGGAGGUGCAGCACAAGGAGAUGCUGUGCCCUGUCCACACGGCUUGCUGUUCAGGUCACUACCACCUCUGUUCAUACAGGCUGCUCACCAUGCAGUUAAGGCAUUGAGGCCGACGUGCGGAAGAGGAGACACCUCAGAGCCCGGCGCGAGCGUGUGGAGCUGCAGAGAGAGAGAGAGAGAGAGACGAGGCCGUGUCAAUGCAGCAGCACAGACGGCAGCCUGAGCUGGUGGAAGGAAGUCUUCCCGUCUUCGUGUUCCCCACAGAACUCGCCUUCUACGCUGACGACCAGGCCUCGCACAAGCAGGUGCUCACCCUGUACAACCCCUACGAGUUUGCCUUAAAAUUCAAAGUCCUGUGCACAGCUCCCAGCAAGUAUGCGGUGGUGGAUUCUGCUGGUGCUGUGAAGCCACAGUGCUGCGUUGACAUCGUGAUCCGUCACCGGGAUGUGCGUGCCUGUCACUACGGUGUGAUAGACAAGUUCCGGCUGCAGGUGUCGGAGCAGAGCCAGCGCAAGGCCCUGGGGAGGAAGGAGGUGAUUGCUACUCUGCUGCCCUCCACACAGGAGCCCCGGCAGCAGAAACAGCAGGAGGAGAAGAGGAUCAAAGAGCACCUGGCAGAGAGCGUCUUCUUUGAGCAAGCCUCCUUCCAGCAAGAAAGCAGAGCAGCCUCUGCAGGGCCCAGCCUCCUCACUGUGUUCCUGGGCCUGGUGUGCGUGGCUGCCCUCAUGCUGCCCACACUGGGUGAACUUGAGUCCAGAGUGCCGGUCUACCUCCAUUUAAGUGUUAACAAGAAACUAGUCGCUGCUUAUGUAUUAGGUCUUGUCACAAUGGUUAUUCUCCGGACAUGAAGUGCCCCGGGUUCGAGUAGCCUUGUGAAUGGACUUGGGAGAAGCGCACUGCAGACACGCGGAGUGGAAACUGACCCGGGAGGGGGGCAGGGAAGUCAUUUCAUAAUAAAUCACGUGAUUAAACUGUUACAGCGACACAGAGAAGGGAAUGCAUCACGCGACGUUCUAGCAGGACGGGCUGAAACCACAGUGCUUCUCCAAGCAGGGGGCUGUCCGGGGAGAGGGAGGGGGAAGGGGGUCCCGAUUCACGGUCAACACUGCAGGGUUUUCUAUUGAAAAACUGAAACAUUUUAUUAAAGUGUCAUUCAAAUGUAACCCCUUGGCUGCCUUCUUGUUAUUUUUUGGUUGCUCCGUUUCCAUUAACGGGUCAAUCCCACCCCGAUAAAGUCCCAGCUUCUUUCUUUAAACACAUUUGAUCUGCACAUCAGUAACCUCCUUAUAUGAGAGGCGCCUAUUACCAGAUUCACCGACCACAGCAACA